AUGAUAAGCACUACUCUUAGAGGACGCUAUGAAGGCGGCGGCGUAAGAGAGGCCAUUACCACCAUCACCCUUGACGCCGGCGCAGUCAAGCUAAAUGCUAACGUGACUGAAGCCACCUUAAUCAAUGGGUCAUCUUUGGAAGGUCUUUCUUUCUCCCUUGAAAAAACUGGUUCUUUCCUUAUCGACUAUCAUGUCCCCAAACAGGAUGUGCGUUUUCAAUUUAUGAAUAGAGUGAGAGUUAUGGAAAAGCCUUUGAACUUUACCUAUACUCAUUGGAGGGGAGACAACAGAACUGCAGUGGAUGGGACACUGGCGAUUGACUCGGCCAACAAGUUAUCAGCCACUUAUGGGUUUGAUUCUGGUAUCUCCAAGUUAGGGUAUAGUUAUGUACAUAGUGGCUUGACUGCUUUCGAGCCAAACUAUGAUUUUGCCAAAAAUUCGUGGGAAGUUGCUGUGUCAAAGCGGGUGUUCAAGGAAAAUGUGGUCAAGGCGUCGUAUCAAAGUUCAAGCAAGGUUUUGGGGCUGGAAUGGAGUUCAAGUGGAGGAUUUAAGGUCUCUGCGUCUGUGAAUUUGGCAGAAGAACCAAAGUUUCCGACAUUAAGUUUUGAUAGUAGGUUGCAUGUUGAACUGUAGCUUGAUGAUAUGCCGCUGCGAGAUUUAUUCUUCAGGUGCCACAUAUGGCCAGCUUUGUCACACACAUUCACAUUUGAAUACGUUUCUUCACCAAUGAUACAGUACCUCUCUUUUGAGCAUAUUGUUACAUGUUUUACGAACUUAGGUCAGAAAAGAAUAUACUGGUUAUGCAGUGCAAUUACAUCUAACUCCCCUUCUUAUU
This is a messenger RNA of Lycium ferocissimum, 835 nucleotides long. RefSeq names its product outer envelope pore protein 24, chloroplastic-like. The coding region runs from base 1 to 633 and encodes 210 amino acids. Gene Ontology annotation, biological process: regulation of monoatomic ion transmembrane transport. Lineage: Eukaryota; Viridiplantae; Streptophyta; Magnoliopsida; Solanales; Solanaceae. The transcript is spliced from 3 exons. Gene Ontology annotation, molecular function: voltage-gated monoatomic cation channel activity. The record is from RefSeq and is a predicted model, not a curated record.